Penaeus vannamei (Pacific white shrimp) is the source of this 4604-nucleotide messenger RNA. RefSeq names its product prestin. Gene Ontology annotation, molecular function: chloride transmembrane transporter activity; bicarbonate transmembrane transporter activity; sulfate transmembrane transporter activity. Lineage: Eukaryota; Metazoa; Arthropoda; Malacostraca; Decapoda; Penaeidae. The record is from RefSeq and is a predicted model, not a curated record. Gene Ontology annotation, cellular component: plasma membrane. Gene Ontology annotation, biological process: transmembrane transport.
CAUCCUCGCCCGGCACUCGCGAGGCGCCCCAGUCCUUGACUGACCGCCGCGCCGAGAGGACGUCUCAAGGGACCGGCGGGAUUUCAGUGCCCGGCUCGUGGUGGAUUCCGCAGAGCAUCGUUCUAGAAGCCAACUUCCUUCGAAGACGUGACGAUGGCCUGCGAUCCGCCAGAGGAACUUCACGUGGUGCGGCCUGCCCUCACGGUGACCAAGAGGGACCACACCUACGAUUACAACCCCGGGGAGAAGCGAAGUUUGUGCGAAACGUUAUCAGAUCGUGUGCGAGAGUGCGACCGCGGCCGCGCGUGGGGCGCCGUGACAACCAAGCUGCCCAUCCUUUCCUGGCUCCCGCGCUAUAAUUUCCGCACAAGCUUCGUUGGAGAUGUUGUUUCAGGCACGACCGUAGCCAUCAUGCACAUCCCGCAAGGAAUGGCAUACGCGCUCCUGGGAGGUCUCCCACCUGUCGUAGGCCUGUACAUGGCCUUCUUCCCUGUUCUGAUGUACGUGGUAUUAGGAACGUCUCCUCAUAUCUCCAUGGGAUCGUCCGCCAUUGUGAGCAUGGUGAUGGUGCAGGCGGUGGGGGACCUCUCCUCAAGCGCCGAAGAAGCUCCACAGGGCCCUCGUGACGUAAGCCCCCUUCAGGACAGCGUCAAUGGAACAGCUGUGACCUACACUCCGAUACAGGUCGCCUCUGCACUGUCUCUGGUUGUCGGGGUUUGGCAGAUAGCGUUCGGUCUGCUGCAACUGGGUGAGGUCCUCGGAAGGUUCCUGUCAGACAUGCUCAUCUCAGGCUUCACGACGGGGCUGGCCUUCCAGGUCCUCACGUCACAGGUCAAGUCCCUCCUCGGUAUCUCUGUACCUCGACAUAACGGGCCAUUCAGUAUAAUCUAUACGUACGUGGAUGUCAUCGAUCAGCUGCUGUCAGCGAACGUCACUGUCAUGAUAGUGUCAGCCAUUACAAUGAUCGUUCUCAUAAUUAAUAAUGAACUCAUCAAGCCCCGGGUGAAGAAAGUGACGAACCUGCCCGUCCCGAUUGAGCUCCUGGCAGUGGUGGCGGGAACGGUGGCGUCCUACUCCCUCGAUCUCCACCAAAACUACGAUGUCCGCGUCGUUGGAGAUAUUCCUACGGGCCUCCCCUCGCCUUCGGUGCCGCCGCUGGAGCUGCUUCCUCGCCUCGUGGUGACCGGGUUCGUCGUCGGCCUCGUGGGCUACGCCACUUCCUUCUCCAUGGCCAAGCUCUUCGCCAAGAAACAGGGCUACGCUGUCGACGCCACGCAGGAACUCUACGCCCAGGGCGCGAGCAACGUCUUCGGCUGCUUCUUCUCCAACGGCCCCGUGGCUGCUUCCAUGUCCCGCUCCAUCAUCCAAGAGGGCGUGGGCGGGGUCACGCUUAUCACGCCCCUCAUCUCCUGUGGUUUUAUUGUCCUCAUUCUACUCUUUGUCGGGCCCUUGUUCGAGACUCUGCCGCACUGCGUCUUGGCGUCCAUCGUCCUGGUGUCCCUCAAGGGGAUGUUCAUGCAGUUCCACGAGCUGGCGGCGCUGUGGUCUGUCUCCAAGCUGGACGCCCUCAUCUGGGCCUCCAGCUUCCUCGCCUGCGUCGUCGUCAGCAUCGACUUCGGGCUGUUUGUGGGCAUCGGCGUGUCGGUGCUGGUGCUGCUCUCCCGGUCCCAGAGUUCCUCGCUGCGCCGUCUGGGUCGCGUACCCGGAACCGAUCUCUAUCUCGACUGUGACAAAUAUGGGACGGCCCAGGAAGUCGCCGGCAUAAGGAUCCUCAGGGUCGACGGGCCCCUCCACUUCGCCAACGCCGCCCAGGUCAAGGAGGACCUUCUUGAGGCGGCAGGUCUGGGCGAAUCUGGGCCGCCGACACAGCCGGGUAUUUACAGUGUCCCGGGGAAUAGCUUUAAGGCGACAGUAGAAACGAUGCUAAGUAACGGGUCCGUAUCGGGCGAGAAUAACCAAGAGGCCAAUUUCGAAGAGUAUUCCAAAAAAGGCGAAAAGAGAGAGAUUCUUGACAGCGACGACCAGCGAACGACCGCUGGCGAAACGACCAUCUUCGUGCCGGACACACUGUGGCUGAUCCUGGACAUGAGUUGCGUCAGCUUCGUGGACUCGAGUGGUGGGAAACUGCUGGCGGAACUCUACAAAGAACUCGAAGCUUCCAGUGUCAGCUUGUGCCUCGCUGCUCCUUCUGAAAAGGUCCUGGAGCAAAUGGAGCGAUGCGCCCUGCUGGACAUCCUGCCGAAGGAGCGGCAGUUCCACUCGGUCCACGACGCGGUCACGAUCCUGUCCCGCCCCUUCGCCACGCCCUCGCCAGCCCAGAACCCGGAGCCGAGGGAAGCCGGCGUGACGCGGUUCUGAAGCGGCGGGACCAGGAACCGCCGCUGUUCCGUCUCUCAGGAAGUUUUGAAGUUCUGUUCGUCAAGGUGAAAGGAAGUUGCAUCUUAGUUGAAUCUGGAAAGUGUAAAGAUUUUGGUGUGUAUUUAUGUAGGUAUGUAUGUAUAAAUGCAUAAAUGAAUAUAUAUAUAUAUAAUGUUUAUAUAUUUCUUGUGUUAUGUAUGUAUGUACGUAUGUAUAUAUUUAUGUAUGUAUAUAUGUACGUAUGUAGGCCUAUGUAUAUACUGUGUAUGUUUACAUGUAUGUAUGCAAAAUCUACAGUGGGGCAUUUCUUAAUCAUGUAAAGGAUGCUCAUUAUUACCAUUCCAUCAUAAAAGUUACACAUUUUCUAUCGAUUUCAGUAUUCAUUCUCACGUGAUUCGUUACACUCCCUGCAUUAUCUAUUUUCCAUAGCUUCCGAUCUUUGCCCGGCACAGCGGCGAAGUCGACACUCACUAUCUCACAUACUUUUAUUUUUUCCUGCUCGCUGCCAAAGAAAUUUUUCGAAGCAAAACCUGAUUCAAAGGAAAGACUAUUGCCGCCGCGUUUCGCCUUAAAAUAUACUCCUCUUCAGGCGGUUACCCUUUGGAGGGAUACUCCGUUACUGUUCUUUUCCCUGGGUCUAACCAGGGGCUUAUCUCGAUGAAGGGACUGAUCAGCAUCUGCCCCAUCGUGAUAAGCCCCUAUUUAACACAGGGCACACAGACACUGCACUGCAAUCACACAUCGCAUGCACGCGCUAUCCACACCAAACAUCGUCUUCCUGUAGUUGCUUGAUUUGUAAUGAUUUGCAGUGUAUGACGUAGCGAUGACGUGGUAGUGAAGGAGCCGGUCGGGUAUGACGUCUGGCCGGUCGGGUAUGAGAUUGGUAGAUGAUAGAUGCCAGAAAUGACAGGAUAAUUGGUUUUAUGAUAGCAUAAGCAGGUGUAUAGAGUAAAUUGUUUACUUUUCUUGCAUUCAAUACAUCAUAUAUGAAAUACGUAAACAAAAUUGCUUUGGACUGUAACCCACACAGUAAUUACAAGGAAAAUAAAACAACGAAGGCGAAACUUGCAUUAGCUUUUGUAGUGAAAAUGUAUUCUUUGAAGCUUGUUAACACCAUGGAACGAUUAUUGAAAGGAUAUAACAGCGAUUAUUAUUUUUCUUAGUUCAGAGGUAUUUGACAUAACCGAAACAUACACGAAAACAGAUAUCAUAAAUCCUCGUGUAUAGGCUAUACAAAUGCAUUUUGGCAAAUCUGUGGACAAUAACCAAACUAAAAAGAUAGUUGCUAAAGGGAAUCAUUAAACGCACACAAAAUUAAGCCAAAAAAAAAAAAAAAAAAAAAAAAACAGUUGUGACAUCACAGUUUCUGAUCCCUUCACGAUUCGGACACUCAGCCAGUCACAGGGUCUCCUGUAAUUCAGCGUUGGUUGUCGCGACAGCCCUGAUUCAGCUCUUUCACUCGUAUUGCUCUCAGCAAUUGCCCUUUUGGCUCUUGUUGAAUUUUAUCGUUCUUUUUAUAUUGCAUUUUAUUCUUUAGCAUGUCAAAUUAUGCCCAGGCUAAGGAAUGAACAUUUUUGGUGAGGAAAGGAGGGGAGAUAAUAUAUAAAGUAUAAAAUAAAGGAUGAACUUGAUCGUAUAUUUUUCUUUUACUCUUUAGAUGAAAUAAUUACUGAUUAAUCAAUCUAAUCAUGACCAGAUAAAUAUACUUGCCUGAAUCUAGCCACGUCCACUUGACUAUGUCCUGCCAGACUGGCAUUCAUUCAUAGAAAUAACACACACGCACACGAACAUGGGUGCUGAUCCCUUAUCAGCUGGUGGCGGCCUACCCCCCCCCCCCUCUCCCUCUCGCAGGAAUAUUAGCAUGCUAACGCUACCACAGGAAUUUAUGGAUUUUAUAUAAGGAAUAUUAUUCGGGGCAAGAUAAUAAUAAAAAAAUAUUGAAUGAUAAAAAGCAUCACUACAGAUUGUCUACUACGUUCACUCUUGUACUAGAAAAAUGCAGAUAAAUAUCAUUGCUAUCAUUUUUGUGUCGUUAUUGCAAUGGUGAUAAUAAUGCGACGAGAAUAAUAUCGAUAUUUAUGAUAAUCAUAAGCACCAUUGUGGUCAUUAUUAUCACCGUCAGCAAAAAUGUAGUUAUCAUUAUCAUCAUUGCUAUUAUCACCAUUAUAUAUCACCCGUCAUUCUUAAGUUGUAUAUGGACUGUAAAUAUAAUUUUAAUUGCAAUUUCAUUUUUGUAUUUCAUGUUU